Messenger RNA from Bipolaris zeicola 26-R-13, 576 nucleotides. RefSeq lists its product as uncharacterized. The transcript is spliced from 4 exons. Lineage: Eukaryota; Fungi; Ascomycota; Dothideomycetes; Pleosporales; Pleosporaceae. Gene Ontology annotation, molecular function: nucleoside triphosphate diphosphatase activity. The record is from RefSeq and is a predicted model, not a curated record. Bases 1 to 576 code for a protein of 191 amino acids. Gene Ontology annotation, cellular component: cytoplasm. Gene Ontology annotation, biological process: nucleoside triphosphate catabolic process.
AUGGCCUCCGCAUCAGUUCCCAAACAUCUCAACUUCAUAACCGGCAACAAAAACAAGCUCGCCGAAGUCCAAGCCAUCCUCGACGGCGUCAUUGAGCUGCGAAACCAGAAUGUCGAUCUAGUCGAGAUCCAAGGCACAGUCGAAGAAGUGACGAGAGAUAAGGCGCGACGAGCCGCUGAAGCAGUAAAAGGCCCCGUCCUAGUCGAAGACACCUGCCUCUGCUUCCCCGCCAUGAACGACCUUCCCGGCCCCUACAUCAAAUGGUUCAUGCUCUCCCUCGGCCCCCUAAACCUCCACAAACUCCUCGCAGGCUUCGACGAUAAAUCCGCCCAGGCAGUCUGCACCUUUGGAUAUUGCGAGGGACCAGGCCACGAAGCGAUUUUGUUCCAGGGAAGGACGGAUGGAAAGUUGGUUGAGAGUCGGGGAUCUACUGUUUUUGGUUGGGACUCAUGCUUCGAGUACGAAGGCAAGACGUAUGCUGAGAUGGAUAAGAGCGAGAAGAACAAGAUUAGCCACAGGGGUAAGGCGCUGGAGAAAUUGAAGGAGUGGUUGGCGAGUAAGACGGAGUCAGCUUGA